This is a messenger RNA of Penicillium oxalicum, 1347 nucleotides long. RefSeq names its product putative tetracycline transporter. The record is from RefSeq and is a predicted model, not a curated record. Gene Ontology annotation, cellular component: brush border membrane. Gene Ontology annotation, biological process: transmembrane transport. Gene Ontology annotation, molecular function: transmembrane transporter activity. Bases 1 to 1347 code for a protein of 448 amino acids. The transcript is spliced from 2 exons. Lineage: Eukaryota; Fungi; Ascomycota; Eurotiomycetes; Eurotiales; Aspergillaceae.
AUGGCCGUCGCUGGCGCCCAGCGAAAGCAGGUCCUCAAGGUGGUGAUGAUCUCGUUGUUACUGGACCUGAUCUCUUUUACAUUUAUUCUUCCGCUCUUCCCCUCGCUGCUUUCCUUCUACCGCGCUCAAGAUCCAUCUCCCGACUCGCUCUUAAAUCGCAUCUUCCACUACCUCAACGCAUACAAGAAUGCCUUUGCGCGCCCCAUCGAUUCCCGCUACGAUAUCGUUCUUCUUGGAGGCGCGCUAGGAUCUCUCUUUUCUCUCCUUCAGGCCUUUGCUGCGCCUGUGAUCGGUCAUCUCUCCGAUCGCCAUGGUCGACGUCGCGCCUUGUUGACCGCAAUGAUCGGGAACAUCUGCAGUGUGGCGCUCUGGGUGUCUGCGCGGGACUUCCGAACUUUCCUCGCGAGCCGCGUGGUCGGAGGCCUCAGUGAGGCAAAUGUCCAGCUUGCCAAUGCUAUUGUGGCAGACGUCACGGACGAAUCGCGCCGCGGCGCGUCGAUGGCGCUGGUCGGGGCUUGUUUCAGCAUCGCAUUUACCUUUGGACCCAUGAUGGGCGCGGCACUGAGUACCGUCGACAUGGUCGCUGCCAACCCCUUCAUGACCGCCGCACUGGUCUCGCUGCUCUUGAUCGUGGUCGAAACCACCUAUCUCUGGGCCUGUUUGCCGGAAACCCACCCGCGGUUGACGACUCUGCAACAAGAGCAGUCGACCCCGUCCGAGAAGCAGGCCAAGUCUGGAUCGCAGACCAGAUCUGCCAAGACCGCUCAUCGUCACACGAACAAUCCGGCCCUUCUAAACGCCAUCCACUUCAUGUUUCUUUUGCCCUUUUCAGGAUUGGAAUUCUCACUUCCAUUUCUGACCGCGACUCUCUACGCGGGUACCAGCACCGCCAGUCCCGCCGCCCUGAAUGGUCGUCUUCUUUCCCUGAUGGGUCUGAUCGCCUCACUUCUUCAAGGGACGGUCGUUCGUCGUCUCCCACCCCUGGUCACCGUGCGGGCCGGCGUCGUCGCCUGUGCCUUGUCCUUCUUCUGUCUCGCACGAGUCUCAUCUCCGUCCGGCCUCUAUGCUGCCGGUGGCUUAUUAGCAGUGACGAGCGCCACCGUCGUGACUGGAUUGAAUAGCCUGGGUAGUCUGGAAGCGCAUGAGGCAGACCGCGGAGCUGUCAUGGGCCGACUUCGUGGCUGGGGACAAGCAGGACGUGCGGCGGGCCCGAUCCUGUUUUGUACAUUGUUCUGGUGGGCUGGGCGUGAGGCGGCUUACAUUGUUGGUGGAGCUGCCAUGUCAAUUGUCGCUCUGUUGGUCUUUUUGUUGGUCAAGUCUCCGUCACUGCGGGUCAAGGCGGAGUGA